AUGGCUUCAAGACCCGUUGUCCAACAGCAAAACAGAGCCGAGGCAGGUCCAGGGGAUGUUAAGCAGAAAAACACGGCCCCCAAAGGGCGCCGUGCACUAGGUGAUAUUGGGAAUCUGGUUACAAUUCGGGGAGUCGAUGGCAAACCAUUGCCUCAAGUCUCCCGCCCUGUUACAAGGUUUAUCUCUCGUCUUCCUCUCCCUUUACAUGUGUGCCUACUAGGUAAAUACUUAAGUUACACCUCUCUCUAA
Molecule: messenger RNA, 249 nt
Organism: Ilex paraguariensis (yerba mate)
Lineage: Eukaryota; Viridiplantae; Streptophyta; Magnoliopsida; Aquifoliales; Aquifoliaceae
Source: the annotation of a GenBank genome assembly